Messenger RNA from Truncatella angustata, 1973 nucleotides. RefSeq names its product amidase signature domain-containing protein. NCBI's taxonomy places the organism in Eukaryota, Fungi, Ascomycota, Sordariomycetes, Amphisphaeriales, Sporocadaceae. The transcript is spliced from 5 exons. The coding region runs from base 1 to 1746 and encodes 581 amino acids. The record is from RefSeq and is a predicted model, not a curated record.
AUGUUUCACUCCGAAGCACUAAAGUGUCAGCCCUACACAGUCGUCAGUCUUGAUCUGGCCCUGACGCCAUCACUCUUUCCUUCAGCUGCUAAUGCGGACACUACCUCCUUCUUCCCUAUGCCGAAGUGUGGUGACUUUGAACUGGAGGAAGCAACCAUUGAUGAAAUGCAAGCAGCCAUGGCCGCCGGUACUUUGACCUCACUGCAGCUGGUCAUAUGCUACAUGCUCCGGAACUAUCAGACGGAGGAGUACGCCAACGCUCUACUGCAGAUAAACCCAGAUGCUCUCGCCACCGCGGCCCAGAUGGACGCCGAGCGCGCCGCAGGCAAAGUGCGUGGGCCUCUGCACGGCAUUCCCUUUACGGUCAAGGACAACAUCGCUACUAAAGACAACAUGGAAACCACAGCUGGUAGCUGGGCGCUCCUCGGAAGCAUCGUGCCGCGGGAUGCAUUUGUAGUCAAGCGCCUCCGCGAGGCGGGUGCCAUAUUGUUUGGCAAGUCGGCACUGAGUGAGUGGGCCGACAUGCGUAGCAACCACUAUUCUGAGGGCUACUCAGCCAGAGGCGGACAGUGCCGAAGCGCGUACAACCUCACGAGGAAUCCGGGCGGUAGCAGCUCGGGUAGUGCGGUUGGUGUCUCGAUUAAUGCUAUUGCCUUUUCACUUGGCACUGAGACUGAUGGUAGUGUCAUUAGUCCUGCCGAGCGUGCUGGUAUUGUCGGAUUCAAACCUACCGUGGGGCUAACCUCCAGAAACGGUGUUGUACCCGAAAGUGAGCACCAGGAUACUGUAGGCACUUUUGCACGGACUGUUCGCGACGCCGUCUAUGCGCUUGAUGGAAUCUAUGGUAUUGACUCCCGUGACAACUAUACCUCAGCUCAGCAGGGCAAGACCCCAAAUGGCGGCUAUGCACAGUAUCUGACUACCAAUUGCGAAAACUUGAAAGGCGCUGCUUUUGGCCUUCCCUGGAAGAGCUUCUGGGUAUAUGCUACGAUCGAAGAGCAGACCCAGCUGCUCGAAGUCGUCUCCAUGAUUCAAGCGGCCGGCGCUACGAUCAUUAACAAUACGGAGAUCCUCGACAACGAGAACAUUAUCAGUAAUACCACAUGGAACUGGGAUUGGGGCACCACCCGUGGUUACCCCAACGAGAGUGAAUACACAGUCAUCAAGGUCGACUUCUACAACAACAUUAAAACCUACCUUUCCGAGCUUGAAAAUACCGAUAUGCGGUCGCUGGAAGACAUCAUUGCCUACAACUACGCCAACGACGGCACGGAGGGUGGCUAUGCAUAUGGCAACCAGUCCGGACACCAAACUGGAAUGGCAGCCUUCAGUUCCGGACAGGAUGGUUUCUUGAAUUCAGCAGCUACCAAGGGUGUCCAGGACGAGACCUACUGGCAGGCUCUGGAGUUCGUCCAGACAUCGACCCGCAACGGAAUCGACUUUGCGCUCAAACACAACGGAACCAAUCUGGCGGGGCUGCUGGUACCAUCUGUAGUCGGACAGACAUACCAGGUUGCGGCGCAAGCCGGCUAUCCUAUGAUCACGCUGCCGGUGGGUAUUCACUCCGGCACUGGCAUGCCGUUUGGGCUUUCCAUUAUGCAGACGGCUUGGGCGGAGGCUGAACUGGUCGCGUGGGGAAGCGCCAUUGAGGAUUUGCAGUUGAAGUCGGGGACGCAGUACAAGAGGACACUGCCUAAAUGGCACAACUAUCUUGCUAGGAACAUCCCAGUAAACUCACGGGGCUAAGUAUGAAGACUUAAGCGUAGCAGUAUGGUUGUUAACUGUGAGCUGAAGUUGAUAUAUCAGAGUCAGAUACACUGUCAUAAUCUUGGCACGCAGCAUGUAUCCUGGCGCUCACAAGUUGGAAAGUCUUCAGUGGCGCUUGAAAUUCACAUGGAAUCCGAUAUAGGCUGAGGCUGGUAAUGGAAGUGGUUAAGCUAUCCCAAUACAGAGAAGUAAAUUUACAUAUCGAA